This is a messenger RNA of Penicillium chermesinum, 783 nucleotides long. RefSeq lists its product as uncharacterized. The transcript has a single exon. Gene Ontology annotation, molecular function: nucleic acid binding; methyltransferase activity. Gene Ontology annotation, biological process: methylation. Lineage: Eukaryota; Fungi; Ascomycota; Eurotiomycetes; Eurotiales; Aspergillaceae. Bases 1 to 783 code for a protein of 260 amino acids. The record is from RefSeq and is a predicted model, not a curated record. Gene Ontology annotation, cellular component: mitochondrion.
AUGGCCUUGGAGAGAUCUGGAGAGGACAAGAAUCCGAGGUACUCAAACCCUCUCCGUAUCCUGGAUCUAUGUACAGGCACGGGCUGUAUCGCCCUUCUUCUGCAUGCCCUUCUUGCUCCGUAUGUCGAAGACCUUCGAAUAUUGGGGGUUGAUAUCAGCCCUCGAGCUCUAAGGCUCGCCCAGAAGAAUCUUCAACACAACAUGAAUCUCAGCUUGCUUACUCGGCGGGCGUUGGUCGAUGUUCAGUUCCAUCAAGCCAAUGUUCUUGGCCCCGAUGGUGGCUCACCAGUACCAAGCAUUGAAGAUAUUUUGUGCAACUGGGAUUCUAGCCACAAAAUCUCUCGCUCCGGGCCAAAAUCAGAUGGCUGUGACUUACUGAUUUCCAAUCCACCAUAUAUAUCCGACGCAGACUUUCGCAACGGCACUACAUCUCGAAGUGUGCGAUUGUUCGAGCCUCGGCUAGCACUAGUGCCACCCAGCUCCCACCGCGUCUCACCGGGGGUAUUGCCAGAAGACAUCUUCUACUACCACAUUCUCGUUCAAUCGCUCAAACUGAAAGCCAAGAUCACCGUAUUGGAGUGUGGGGAUAUUCGACAGGCCCAACGAGUCAUCAAGAUGCACCGGAUCUUGUCCUCUGGACAUGAAGACGACUUUCGGGCGGGUCUCUGGCCGGACACCGAGCAAGACAUGUUAGCGAAUGGAUUUCACCCCCCACGCCGGGUCGCGGGGUGUUAUUAUCCAGAGACAGAUAUAGAUUUGUAUUCUUCGGAAUUACUUGACUAG